Messenger RNA from Gorilla gorilla gorilla (western lowland gorilla), 4689 nucleotides. It is a transcript of the gene ZNF273, whose product is annotated as zinc finger protein 273. Gene Ontology annotation, molecular function: DNA-binding transcription factor activity, RNA polymerase II-specific; RNA polymerase II cis-regulatory region sequence-specific DNA binding. Lineage: Eukaryota; Metazoa; Chordata; Mammalia; Primates; Hominidae. The transcript has 4 exons. Bases 88 to 432 code for a protein of 114 amino acids. Gene Ontology annotation, biological process: regulation of DNA-templated transcription. The record is from RefSeq and is a predicted model, not a curated record.
CUGGAGCGGACAGGACGGCUUCCGGGAUUUGGCGGGGCCUUUGUCUCUCGCUGCAGUCGGAGCUCCAGGUCUCGUCCUCACUGCUCUAUGUCCUCUACUCCUAGAGGUCCAUCUUCUGUGGCCCCGUUACCUGCAGGUAUUGGGAGAUCCACAGCUAAGACGCCAGGACUCCCUGGAAGCCUAGAAAUGGGACCACUGACAUUUAGGGAUGUGGCCAUAGAAUUCUCUCUGGAGGAGUGGCAAUGCCUGGACACUUCACAGCAGAAUUUGUAUAGGAAUGUGAUGUUAGAUAACUACAGAAACCUGGUCUUCCUGGGUAUUGCUGUCUCUAAGCCAGACCUGAUCACUUGUCUGGAGCAAGGAAAAGAGCCCUGCAAUAUGAAGAGACAUGCGAUGGUAGCCAAACCCCCAGGUUGGAGUGCAGUGGCGUGAUCUUGGGUUACUGCAACCUCUGCCCCUCGGGAUUCAAGUGAUUCUACUGCCUCAGCCUCCCGAGUAGCUGGGAUUAUAGGCGAGUGCCAUCAUGCCCGGCUAAUUUUUGUAUUUUUAGUAGAGUGAGGGUUUCACCAUGUUGGCCAGGCUGGUCUCGAACGCCUGACCUCGUGUGAUCCGCCCUCCUCAGCCUCCCAAAGUGCUGGGAUUACAGGCAUGAGCCACAGUGCCCGGCCAAGUAUUUUUAUAUUUCAGAUCAUAUCUACUGAAUGAUUUGGUGACAGAAAUUUGCAUUGCUUUUACCUAUUGGCUUUCAGUAACAAUGGUAUAAUAAUUAUGGGUAUGAAAAUGACUCUUCAUAUGACUAUAUAUGUGAAAGUAUAUAUAUGUGCUGCAUUCUAUUUUACUAGUCUCCUUUUUUUUUUUACCUUUAUACUUGUAGCAAAUUGUUUUAAUUCUGUAGCUUUGUAAUAUGUUUUAAAAUCAGAAACUAUAAUGCUUCCAACAUUGUUCCUUUUUUUGAAGAUUGUUAGGUACUUUAUUGUCUCUUGAGAUUCCAUAUACUUUAGGGGUUGCUGUUUUUAUGUCUUCAAAAAUGCAAUGAGAAAUUGGGAAAACAUUGCAUUAAAUCUUGUAGAUUACAUUGAGCAGUAUAGACAUCUUCCCAAUAUUUCAACUUUUGAACAAAAGCAUGCUAAAGAAUGUGGUUUAAUUUACUAUAUAUUUGUAAACUUGUUAGCUUUUAAUAUUAUUGUUUUAUAUUGUCAUUCCAUUUUUGUUAUAGAAAGUAAUCCAUAAAAUUUCAGUUCUAAAAUACUUCUUAAGACUCUUUUGACUUAUUUGGUGGUCUGUCAAGAAGAAAGUUGUAUAAGCUAUUGAUAAGGGUGUGUAUCUUAAUGUUGUUGAGUUUUGUAUACCUAUGUUAGGAAUAUUUGUUUUAUACUGCCUUCAGGUCCUCUGUUCUCUUACUAAUGUUCUGUCUUGUUUUAUUCUUACUAUAGAAAAUGGGAUAUUAAAAUAGUCUAUAAUUAUAUUGUUCUCUAUGUGUUUCAAUUCUGUUGAUAUUUGCUUUAUAUAUUUGGAACACUAAUGUGAGACACACACACAUACACACACACACACACACAUGCGCGCACGCAAAUUUGUCAUAGUUUCUCAUGAAUCAUGAAUCUAUUAUUGUUUAACGUCCGUACUUGUCUCUUUGGAGUUUUGACUUAAAGUACAUUUUAUAAAGUAUGACAGUUACUUAAGAUGUAGCUUGUGUAAUACUAUUUUGACGUCUGCUGCUCUCGUUUUGUUAAUAUUUGCUUGGAAUGUUACUUCCAUCUUGCCACUUUCAGUCUUUUUAUUAUUAGAUCUUUGCUGAGUCUUGUAGAAAGGCAACUUGGAUCUUGAUUUUUCAAAUUUUUUUUUUUUUUUUUAGGGGGAGUCUCGUUCUGUCACCCAGGCUAGAGUAGUGCAGUGGCACUAUCUCAGCUCACUGCAACUUCUGCCUCCCAGGUUCAAGCGCUUCUCCUGUCUCAGCCUCCCAAGUAGCUGGGAUUACAGGCACCUGCCACCAUGCCUGGCUAAUUUUUGUAUUUUUAGAAGAGAUGGGGUUUCACCAUAUUGGUCAGGCUGGUCUCAAACUCCUGACCUAAGGUGAUCCACCGCCUCGGUCUCCCAAAGUGCUGGGAUUACAGGCAUGAACCACCGUGCCUGGCCGAUUUUUCAAUUUUUUAAAUAAAUCCCUUUAUUAAAUGUAUGUCUCUUGAUCGGAAAGUUAAUUAUAUAUAUUCAAAUAAUUUUCUGAAGGAGAAAGUCUUACAAAUAUCAUUUUAUUAGUUGUUUUAUUUGAUUCUUGUAUCUUUGUCUCUCAUUUUCUUUAUCUUCCUUUGUGUCUUUGCGAUUUUUGUAUCGAUAUGCUUUCAUUUCUUUCUUAUUUGUGUAUCCAUACAGAUAUUUUUUGGGGUAGCUUGGGGAUUACAUAAAACCUCUAAAAGAUAAAACAAUAUAGUUUAACCUGGUAAAAAAAAUUAACUUCAGUUGCAUACAAAGUUUUUUUGUUUGUUUUUGUUUUUUUGAGACAGAAUCUCGCUCUGUUGCCAAGGCUGGAGUGCAGUGACGCAAUCUUGGCUCACCACAACCUCUGUUUCCCAGGUUCAAACAAUUCUCCUGCCUCAGCCUCCUGAGUAGCUGGGACUACAGGCGCGUGCCACCAUGCCUGGCUAAUUUUUGUAUUUUUUUUAGUAGAGACAGGGUUUCACUAUGUUGGCCAGGUUGGUCUCGAACUCUUGACCUUGUGAUUCACCCGCCUUGGCCUCCCAAAGUGCUGGAAUUACAGGCAUGAGCUACCAUGCCCGGCUGCAUACAAAAUUUUUUCCUCAUUACAUCUGCCCUCAACACUGUUAUUGAUGGUGCUAAUUAUCUUUUUAUGUUGUAUGUCCGUUAACAGUUGUUUAUAACAAUUUCUAUGCUUUUAUCUUUCAAGUUCUAGAGAAUAAUUAAAAAUGUGUACUGCACCAUUAUGAUAAUGCUAAGGAAUAGUAUUUUUGUGUAUGUGCAUGUCUCUCCCAGAAAGUUAUGUAUUUUCAUAUGAUUAUGUGUUGUUUUCUUGCAUCAUGUUAUUUUCAGUGGAAAUAAUUCCUUUUCACCAUCUUUGAUAUGUAGGGCAAAUGGAGUGCCAAUAUACUUUUUCAGGAUUUGGUUAUUUUGGAAGAUCUUUUCCUUUUUAUCUGGUAGGACAGUUUUGCUGAUGGUAUUAUUCUCACUUGGCAGCUUUUUUUUUUUUUUUUUUUUUUUUAAGGACUUUGACUAUAUCACACAGUUUUUUUCUGGCCUGCAAAAUUUUCUUGACAAAUUCACUGGUUUUCUCAUAAGACUAUCCUUGUAAAUGACACAUCACUUUCAUCUUACAGCUCCCAAGAUUGUCUUGCCUGUGACUGUUGAAAUCGUGCUUAUAUAUGUGUGUGUUAUAAAUAUCUUUGUGUGUAUCCUAGUUUGUUGAGCAUCUUCAUUUUUACAUCAGGUUUUCCUACUUUUAAAAUUUUUUAGUUUUUUUGUCAUUUUACCUUAACAAUUUGUUUUUGAUAUUUUUAACACUUGUUUUUAUCCUUAUAUUUCUGAUUUUCAGUAGUUGUCUGUGUUCCUAUUUAAUUCAUUGAGUAUUAUUCAAUUUAUUUUAAAUUUUUAAAAUUAAUUUUUACAGCUUCAUUCUUUAAUAGUUGCUUUCAGAAAAUUUUAUAAUGUUUUUGAUGAGGCCAUGUUGCCUUCCUAUUUUGUAUGCAUUAUAAUUAUUGAGAUUUGGACAUUAAAAACAAGCUACCCAUCACAGUCUUUAUAACGUAUCUUUAUCUUGGCUUAGUCUGAAACCAACUGUCUUGGCUAGAGAUUUUGGUAGUCUCUCAAACAUGUUCUUAAAAUGUGUCUUUUCUGAAAUUUUUUGGGUUUUUUAGUUAAAGGAGUUUGUUCAUGUUUCUUCUUAAUAGUCAGUAAUCACUUGCUACACCUGUUCCUUGUCUGUGGUACUGCAGUUUCUCUGCUGCUGCAACAUUCACCUUGGGUCUCAGCUGACUCAAACUGUUAUUCCAUAGUAUAUCACCAUUUCUUUUGCAUUCGUCAGGAGAGACAGAAACCAGUGUCUGGAAAGGCCCCUAGAAGUCUGAAAUGAAUAUGUGUGUGCCACUAUUUUUCUUCUCUUUUCAAAAAGAAACCAAGAGUUGGCAAUUUACUCCUUUUUUUUGAGACAGAGUCUCGCUCUCAUCACCCAGGCUGAAGUUCAAUGGCGUAGUCUCAGCUCACUGCAGCCUCUACCUUGUGGGUUCAAGGGAUUCUCCUGCCUCAGCCUCCUGAGUAGCUGGGAUUACAGGCAUGUGCCACACCCGGCUAAUUUUUGUGGUUUUACCAGAGACAAGGUUUCACCAUGUUGGUCAGGCUGGUCUUGAACUCCUGACCUUGUGAUCUGCCUGCCUUGGCCUCCCAAAAUGCUGGGAUUACAGGCAUGAGCCACUGCACCCGACCUGCAAUAGACUUUUCCUUCUAUAUGGCUCUUUGCAUUGUGCUCACUUGGGGCACUGCACACACUUAACUCAUUUAUAAAUUUUCCACAAAUGUAUCUUGGUCAGUAUGUUUUUGUUACAUUGAUGUGUCUGUGAAGGAAUUAGGGCCUGUGGUAUUUUGCUAUACCAUCUUCCUUAUGUAGUUUGUAUAUUUUUAUAGGUUAGAUUUGUAAAGUAUAUUCAUCUGAGUCUAGUAAGUGGGGUAAUUGUUACUUUUAUU